Molecule: messenger RNA, 2023 nt
Organism: Ixodes scapularis (black-legged tick)
Lineage: Eukaryota; Metazoa; Arthropoda; Arachnida; Ixodida; Ixodidae
Gene: vg
Product: transcription cofactor vestigial-like protein 3
Exons: 4
Coding region: 207-1475 (422 amino acids)
Biological process (GO): regulation of transcription by RNA polymerase II
Cellular component (GO): nucleus
Source: RefSeq, a predicted model, not a curated record
GAUCCCCCUCGGCGGGAGAGAGAGGGUGGCGACGCUCGCUGUUUCCCCGUUUUUGCGCGUUGUGAGCCUCCGGCGAGUCGCGGGAGCAGCUUCGGGGCGCCAGUGGUGCGCGGCUUUCUCUCGGCGCAGUGGUGGAAUUGUUUUGACGGCUCGGGCGCGGGUGUCGGGCCUUGUCUACGGAUGUGGGGCCCCUGGAUGCGGGAACGAUGAGUUGCACCGAAGUGAUGUAUCAGCCGUACUCGCCGUACUUCCCGUACCAGCGAUCGGCGGCCGCCGCGGCGGCUGCUGCCGUCGGAUCUUGCGCGGGUCCUCCGCCGGGGAUAGCCGCGGCCGCCCAGGCAGCAUGCCUCGACUACAAGAGGUUCGUGAGUCCCAAGAUGCAAGACCUGCUGUCGGGCAGCGUGUCCUCGCCGGUGUCUUCCCCUGCGCCCCUGCAGGCUCCGGCCAGCAUCCACCGAGCCUCCCAGCCCCAGGCACCGACGGGGGGACGGUCCUCGUCGUGUGCCAUCGCCGUGGCUUCGGCAUCUUCGUCCCCGGUCACGCCGCUCAACCGGACCGGGGACGAGGAGCCCAACUCGGCCGCGAAGCCCUCGUCGUCCACCGCCGCGUCCAGGUCUUCGCCGGCCACGUCUUCUUCUGCAGCGACGGCGACGACCGCGGCCGCGGCGGACGCUCAGUACUUGUCGGCGAACUGUGUCGUGUUCACGUACUACAGUGGGGACAUUUCGUCGGUGGUGGACGAGCACUUCUCCAGGGCCCUCAGUCAGCCGAGCAGCUACGAGGCGGCCUGCAAGACCGGCGCCGUGUCGCUCAAAGACACGCCACCCAUGUCCCAGCGCAACUUCCCGGCGUCUUUCUGGAACUGCAACCAGCAGCCUUCGGCGUCCAACUCCCCGAUCAUGGGCGGCGGCAACUCGCUGACGGGCGGCGCCAGUCCCGGAGACCUGUACUCGGCGGACCCGUACCACCCGCACCAUCCGCACCACCCGCACCACCACCAUCACCACCACCACCAUCACCACGCGGCCGCGGCCUCGGCCAAUGCCGCCGCCCUGCACGCCAGCCUGCAAAACGACCCGUGGCACUACGCACUGACUGCCCCGCAGACGGCGCCGUACCGAUCGUCGGCGAUGCACGAGCUCGCGUACUCUGCGGCGGCGGCAGCAGGAGGGUCCCACCGGUUCGGGACGCAGCAGUACGGCUCGCUUCUGCUGCAGCCGUCGGUUAGGUCUUCGAGACUGACGCCCGUCAGCGCCACGUGCACGGCACUGGACAAGACUGCCGACGCGUGGGCGGCGGCGGCUGCCGCUACUCCCGGUCGCUACCAUCACGACCAGCUGGCCGGAAACAUCGCGGGCCACGUGGACGGAAACUACGGGGGCCCCCAUUACGGCUCCAUGGGCGCCGCGGCGGCCGCCAUGACAGGUCUCGACACCCAAGUACAAGACGCCGGGAAGGACCUGUACUGGUUCUGAAGAAACAACAGCGCAGAGCCCGGCGAUGGCCACCCAACGGUUUACGGCCUUCUGGACUGGAAUUGCGGCAUCGGGAGUGGCUGCAAUCCUGCACUGGCGACACUCCGUGGGCAGUGCCCGCUCCCAAGGAACGGUCAGCGACUGUCUAGAACCAGGAGCCAACAUCAUCAACCGCGACGGAACACACUCGAGUCAUGCCCCUUCUUUCCCUCUUGCGAUCCCUCCCCUCCAACCCCCGUGACACGCCCAAGUUGUGCGGAUCACCCCGAUGUGCAAGAUGGAAGGACUUGCCGCCCCUCAUCAUCUGUGUCAUACGUAGUCUGCGCGACGUAGGACGGUUUGACAUCUCAUCCUUGGUUCCUAUUUAUUUGAGUUUUAGAGAGAUUACGCCCACCGGAGGAGAGGAAAGACUACUGCGUCGUUGCACGCUCAUCUCGUCUAACGAUUAGGUUCAGAGCGUUCGUGUUUAUUUUUUUGUUUCUUUUCAUUGUUUCCAGGAGAUUGUACAUAAAGAAUCUAUUCAAUCCUGUGGUUUCCGUUUUAAAGUG